Molecule: messenger RNA, 720 nt
Organism: Nymphalis io (European peacock)
Lineage: Eukaryota; Metazoa; Arthropoda; Insecta; Lepidoptera; Nymphalidae
Gene: HGTX
Product: homeobox protein Nkx-6.2-like
Exons: 4
Coding region: 1-720 (239 amino acids)
Biological process (GO): regulation of transcription by RNA polymerase II; cell differentiation
Cellular component (GO): nucleus
Molecular function (GO): DNA-binding transcription factor activity, RNA polymerase II-specific; RNA polymerase II cis-regulatory region sequence-specific DNA binding
Source: RefSeq, a predicted model, not a curated record
AUGUCGGAACUUCGUGGUUCGCCGCCUCUUUCUAGGGCUCUGGAGGGUGGAUUCGGGGCUCCGUUGGCCGCGCUGAGCUCCCUGGCGGAGGCGCCUCCUCCGGCUCCCAAUCCUCACGGGAUAGACCAUAUAUUAUCCCGGCCGUCGGUAGGAUCGAAUAUGGGCACUGGUUUGUUGACCCCGAGGUUGUCGCUGGCGGCGGCGGCGGCAGGGAUGGCGCACUAUUUGCAACAUAAGCCGCUUUACUGGCCAGGGUUCCAGGGCCUGGUGUCGAACCCCAUGGCGUGGAGGGAGAGACUGCAAUCGAGAAAAACAUUUGUAUUGAGCAAUGGUGCGCUCAGCGCAUGUGCAGCACAAGCUGGUGGAAUGGACAAAGAUGGCAAAAAGAAGCACACGCGACCAACAUUCAGCGGACAGCAGAUUUUCGCGCUGGAGAAGACCUUCGAACAGACCAAGUACCUGGCGGGGCCGGAGCGCGCCAAGCUGGCCUACGCGCUGGGCAUGACCGAGUCACAAGUUAAGGUUUGGUUCCAAAACAGAAGAACAAAGUGGCGAAAAAAGCACGCUGCCGAAAUGGCGACCGCGAAACGCAAACAGGAGGAGCUCGGCGAGGAGUGCGACGAGCAGGAGUCCCACGAGGCGGACCCGUGCAGCGACGACGACGACGCCAAGCGGCCGCGCCUCGACCUGCACCUGCACAUGCCGCACCACCGCCAGUGA